Messenger RNA from Pyrus x bretschneideri (Chinese white pear), 1432 nucleotides. RefSeq names its product auxin-responsive protein IAA21-like. Lineage: Eukaryota; Viridiplantae; Streptophyta; Magnoliopsida; Rosales; Rosaceae. The record is from RefSeq and is a predicted model, not a curated record. The transcript has 5 exons. The coding region runs from base 146 to 1138 and encodes 330 amino acids. Gene Ontology annotation, cellular component: nucleus. Gene Ontology annotation, biological process: regulation of DNA-templated transcription. Gene Ontology annotation, molecular function: protein binding.
CCUACUCCCUCCCUCCCUCCUCUCUCUCUCUCUCUCUCUCUCUCUCUCUCUCUCUCUCUCUCUCUCUAUAGAACUCCUCUGAAUUCAUUCAGUUCUCUAACAAAGUCUGAAAUUUUGAGGUCCAAAAUUUGUUGAAAAAAACUUGAUGUCUAGGCCACUGGAGCUUGAUUACAUAGGCCUAACAGAGACUUCAUCUUCUCCAAUGGAAAGAGGCUCUGAGAAGAUUUCAUCUUCCACUUCCUCUACCCUCUCCUCCACAACAGCUGAGGAAGAGAGGACCUCCUCCUCUGCCAUCAACCUCAGGGAGACUGAGCUCAGGCUUGGCCUUCCUGGGUCCCACUCCCCUGACAGAAAAAAACUGUCAGGGCUCUCAAUUUUUGGGAAAGAUUUGGAGGACAACAAGAAGCCAAAUGGGUUUUCUCCAAAUCCUCCAAAGAACCCUGUGUCAGGGGCAAAAAGGGGAUUCUCCGACGCCAUUGAUGGGUGUGAGAAAUGGGUUUUCUCCAUGGGUAAUGGAUCUGAGGUUGAUGUGGGUAAAGCAGCAGUCUUGGGUUCUCCAUUAGCCAAGAAAGAGGUUUCUUCUGUUCCUCUGCCACCAAAGCCAUCAGCUCAGUUGGAGAAGAAGAAGCCUCAGGCCUCUGAGCAUGCUGCUGCUCCUGCUGCCAAGGCACAGGUGGUAGGAUGGCCCCCAAUUCGAUCGUUUCGGAAGAACUCCAUGGCCUCUAAUUUGGCGAAGAACAACGACGAUGCUGAGGGCAAACAAGGGUCCGGGUGCCUGUAUGUGAAGGUUGGCAUGGAUGGUGCUCCGUACCUACGAAAGGUUGACCUUAAAACGUACAACAACUACACUGAACUUUCCAUGGCUCUGGAGAAGAUGUUUAGCUGCUUCACCAUUGGGCAGUGCAGUUGUAAUGGACUUCCGGAGCGAGAUGGUCUGAGUGCGAGUCGUCUGAUGGAUCUUCUCAACGGUUCUGAAUUUGUUCUGACUUAUGAGGACAGGGAUGAUGACUGGAUGCUUGUUGGUGAUGUUCCUUGGCAGAUGUUCACCGAGACCUGUAGGAGGCUGAGGAUCAUGAAAGGUUCCGAAGCAAUUGGGCUAGCUCCAAGGGCCGUGGAGAAAUGCAAGAACCGGAACUAACACGAACCGCACCAGCUGGGAAAAGCAUUCUCCAGGCAUUGAAACGGACUCGAGUCGGGUGCUUGUUGCAGAGUCCUAAAUAUGUUUGAUAGUAUCCUAGUUUUCGUAUCUUCUAAGUUAGAAAGUUUUCGCUGGAGACGUAUGUGUUUGAUGCUGCUGUUUUUGCCUCUUAUGUGUACCACAUAUUCUAGUUACUGUGUAAAAUGUCUUUGCUGCUUGCAAAUCUCUCCUUCCUUCUCUUAAAUACAGCUGUAUAAGUUCCUCCAAUGAAUUUUGAAACUGAGUUUCCUGUAA